Molecule: messenger RNA, 1239 nt
Organism: Penicillium canescens
Lineage: Eukaryota; Fungi; Ascomycota; Eurotiomycetes; Eurotiales; Aspergillaceae
Product: FPP/GGPP synthase family protein
Exons: 1
Coding region: 1-1239 (412 amino acids)
Biological process (GO): isoprenoid biosynthetic process
Molecular function (GO): prenyltransferase activity
Source: RefSeq, a predicted model, not a curated record
AUGGAAGCAGAGGGCAGAUCUGAGGAGCAAGCCAAAGAGACACUCAAAAACGCGAUCCUGAAGGACGAGAAAACCUAUCAGCACUUGUCGAAGCAAUUCUUCCUGUCAUCUCCAAAUGCCCCGCCUCAUGUGCAGAGAUUUAUUGCGAUGCUUGAGGUUCUGCUCGGCGGUCAUCAUAUCUGGUGCGCUGCCUGUGAAAGAUACAAGUUCCACACCUUAUCAGAUGGAAAAGGAAUAAAUAUAUGUACAGUCGAGGAAAAGAGCGAGAAUAUGGCCCCUCAAUACUCCAGUUGUUCAACUCUGGACGAUUCCGCUCUGUUGGAUCCUGUGCACUACAUACAGUCCCUCCCAUCAAAGAACAUGAGAUCGAAAGUCAUUGAUGCCUUGAAUAUCUGGUGUCGAUUGCCCGAUGAUCAGCUGGACACGGUAAAAAGCGUGGUUGAUGAUAUUCAUAACUCAACCCUAAUACUUGAUGAUAUCCAGGAUGCAUCGUUUCUACGACGGGGAUUUGCCACAGCCCAUCAUGUCUUUGGCCCAGGCCAAUGCAUUAACAGUGCUACCUAUAUGGUAGCACGAGCCGCAUCCAGAGUUGCUACACAUCAGGAUCAGCAUCCAAAAUUGGUCCAUAUCCUCCUGCAUGGUCUGAAUCAGCUGGCCGUAGGCCAGAGCUGGGAUCUCAAUUGGAAGGACACUGGACACUGUCCGUCUACUGCAGAAUACUUGGCUAUGGUGGAUGGCAAGACCGGAGCCAUGUUUGCGUUGAUUAUCCAGAUGAUGCAUGACUUUUCAUCAAUCCCGGACUGGCCGAUCUCCGAGUUAAAUCAGCUUGCAAAACUUCUUGGCCGAUGGUAUCAGAUACGGGACGACUAUCAGAACCUACAAGAUGAACAGUAUACGUCGCAGAAGGGAUUUUGCGAGGAUUUGGAUGAAGGGAAGCUGUCAUAUCCUCUCACAGUGUGUUGCGGACUUGAUCCAAUGGCUCAAAGAGUCAUCAUGGGAAUUUUCCGACAACGGCAAAGUGGAACACCACUUGCACUAAAUGUCAAGACGCAGAUCCUCGAUACACUUCGGCACACGGGUGCAUUUCAGCAGACAUGGGAGGUCCUCAAAAACCUUGAGAGGAACGUUGGAGCCGCUCUUUCAAACUUGGAAGCUAUAACUGGGGAGCCAAAUCCAAAAUUCCGUGCAAUUGUGAGUCUGCUAGGCGAUAUAGCACGUCCUACGCAAGACUGCGAAUAG